Plodia interpunctella (Indianmeal moth) is the source of this 3804-nucleotide messenger RNA. RefSeq names its product retinol dehydrogenase 13-like. The transcript has 3 exons. NCBI's taxonomy places the organism in Eukaryota, Metazoa, Arthropoda, Insecta, Lepidoptera, Pyralidae. The coding region runs from base 144 to 1055 and encodes 303 amino acids. The record is from RefSeq and is a predicted model, not a curated record.
AAGGCUUACAAAAAAAUAGCAUUCUAAAAUUAACUUUGCGGCACUUUUGAUUAAUUGCAAGUUACUUAAUCUAUCAAUUAAAUUACAAGAAGUAGUGAUUUGUUUCAUCACAAUUUAUAUACUUAAUCAAUAAAUAAAUCAAUAUGGUGAUACGUGAUGAAUUUUACAAGUGUGAAACUGAUGUGACAGUAAAAGGAAAAGUCGCUAUUGUCACUGGCGCUACGUCUGGAACUGGACUGGAAGUGGCGAAAAAUCUGGUCAAACGGGGAGCCAAGGUUAUCAUCACUGAACGAGACUCUAAAAGACUGCAGGAGGCCGGAAAGACUAUUAGAGAGACUACUAGAAAUGGAGAGGUUGUUAUGAGGAUUAUGGACUUUGGAAGAUUGGCAACAGUAAGAGACUUCGCUAGAAAAACAGUUGCUACAGAGCCCAGAGUAGACAUACUCAUUAAUAACAUCGGGGCUAUAGGACUGCCUGACACCUUGACACAAGAUAACCUUCACAUGAUGAUGCAAGUCAACUACUAUGGCACUUUCCUCCAGACAUAUCUUCUAUUACCUUUACUAAAAUCAUCGGCACCCAGCAGGAUAAUCAACAUAUCUUCUUUAGCCCUGAUUUUAGGUAUUAUAGACCUAAAACAUAUGAAUGACAUUGGAAGAUAUUCCAAUUUCGGGUAUUACUGCAAUGCAAAACUAGCCGAAGUACUAUUCACUGUGGAAUUGGAUAAACAAAUGAAAGGGACUGGUGUUAGUGCAUACAGCAUGGAUCCUGGAUUGGGCAAAUCGAAUUUUUUCAGAAAUUUAGACAAUGAGACGGUGAAAGCUGUUUUAAAUAAAGGGUUACAAAUAUUUGGUUUGCCUUUAGAAAGAGUGGCUACUUUGCCCGUGUAUUUAGCCGUGGAUCCAAGAGUGGCGAAUUUCAGUGGGAAACUCUUUAGGUAUUGCGAAACUUUUUACAGCAGUUGGUUCGCUGACGAUGAAAACCUGACUCGGAAUCUUUGGGAUGAAUCAAAAAGACUGUUGAAUUUAACAGGUACUGUAGAUUUUAAUACUUAGAUUUUUUGUAAUCGAAUUUUUAUUCGAGAUUUAAAACUAUUAUAUAUUUAAAUACGUAUUCUAUUCUAUUACAAGACAAGAAAUUAAUCAAAGCGAUUUGCCUAUUUUUUAUGUAUAAAGAUGAAAGAAUCGAAUUAAAAUACAUUUAGUAUACAAAUUUAAUAAAGGGGUAUGAGUUUUAUUUUUGAAAUUAACUCAAAAAUUCAGAUUUCGUUGUAACAUAUGGUAUUAUUGGCAGACAGAUAUACUAAAUCUUCAGAAGGCUAUAUAGACUCAAUUAGUUGUGGAUGAAAUCGCGGGCUGUCGUUAGAUAUAAUUAUACUAGCUACGCCCCGAGGUUUCGCUGUCAUAUCCUAAAAAGAAGAUAAGUAGAAAAUAAACUUCCUAAAAAAAAGACUGUGGCCGUAGAGUAUUAUCUAUUUAUUAGGGACAGUGGUUAUUUAUACAAGCCUUCGGUAAAAAGUAUUAAUUAACCUCGAGCUAACUGGAAUGAAGAAACUUUUGUAAACCAUUCAUCCACGUAAAGUUUACCUUGACCAUUAAAACAACUUUGUUACAUAUGAGGAAUGUCGCAUACUUUCGCAUGAUAAUGUAAAUUAUAUAUUUAACUGAACAGACCGACAAGAAUAUCGUGCUCGGUGAUCAAAAUGGAAAACUUUCAAUAUCAUUUGAAAUUUAUCAGGCAACUGUAACUCUUACCAAUUAUUUGUCAGAUUUUAUGUGUGUUCUUAAAAUUAUACUGGCAUGCAUUUUUUGACGACAUGAUGCACUUUUUGAUUAAAUAAAGGCUUUAAUAACGUAGGCUCUGAUCAUGUUGGAGGUGUAAGUUAUAAACAAUAAAAAUAUGAGUAAAAAUUUUGAAUAUGAUACAAAGUCGAGAAGAAAAAUAAGUAAAGCGAACUCCGAUUCUUUACGACUGAGAAAAUAACCGGAAAAAUGAUCACAUUGAAGAGAGAAAGCGUCCACAUAUUCUAUAUUGCAUGUAUUUUUUUUUUUGUUGUAGUUUAGUUUAUCUCAAAAGUUUUGCAUAUAACUUAUAUGUACCUAUAGAAAAAACGCACCAAGGGACAAGAAAACCGCUUAUGUUUACCACUUAAAGCCUAUAAGUUACUGUGUCAAAAGGAUUUUGUGGUCUCUGUGAAAGUACACUUUCCGAAGACUUUCUUUAAAUUUCUAUUUUCUCCACAUAAUAUUACUAUGCAAUGUAUAAUUUGCUUAAGUUCACAUUUCUUCAAAAAAGUUACUCUUGAUUUUACAUCUACAAAGUAGUUCUUGAUGUUAAGUCAUUGUUAGGCUAAUUGUUCUUCCUCAUAAUGAAUUUUGUUUUAUUUAUUUUACUAGUUUUUGCCCGCGGCUUCGCCCACGUGAAUUUCAUAGCAAAAUCUCAGUUAUUUUUUUAUCGCGUACCUACUCUGUAAGACUGGUAAACAUAUAUGAUUCAAAUUCGCAUUUUUUCUCAUCUUUAGUUCAAUUUUCUGUUUCCCGAGUGUCUGCGUGUCUCGUCCCGCAAACUUGUCCAAUCCCGCUUCCUGCUAUGUAAUGUAAAGUAGAUAUCCCGUUCCCUGUCCUACAUGUUGUGCCAUCAUGUUUUUGGCAAUGUGUCCCGUCCUGUUUCGCACUACGUGUCUCCUUCCCAUUUCCCGCUCCUACUCUCACUCCCGCUUUCUGCAACGCGUGCCGUCCCAUUUUCAUGCCGUUUGACAUCCCGGUUUUUUAUUAACCACAAACGUAAAUUAAACAUUUUUUGUAUUUACUAUUACUGUUAUUUACUACAAAAAGUAAGUGUGCCAAUUUUCAGCUUUUUAUCUUGAAAAUUGUAUUAAGUCCCAUACAAUCUUUCACCCCCCUUAUGAAGGGGUUGAGAGUCAAUUUACAGAAAAAUCUGAAACACGUAUUCAUUACUUUGUUGUAAACAAAUUUUCAAGUCACUAACUUCAACGGUGUAGAACUUUCAUAUUUACACCAGUUUUUCACCCCUUUCAGCCCCUUCGGAGUAGAAUUUGCAAAAAUCCUCUCUUGGUGCUCACCUACACUCACCUACAUGCCAAAUUUCAGCUUCCCGCCCAGCAGUUUUAAGGGUGUAUGUUGUCUGUCAGUCAGUCAGUAAGUCACGGAGUUUUAUACUGAUAUAUUGAUAUAUACUGCGCCCAUUAUAUCUAUAUCAGACUUUAAACGAUAAAAACAAUUUGUUUAUAUUCUGUUUACACCUUUCUACAAAAUUUUAAAGUAUAUCGGCUCCGUGGAUUGUUAUUUUAAUUUUCCUACAGGACCCUCCUCAUUUUCCGGGAUGAAAUGUCUAUAAGAUGUUAACCCGGGUUUCUGAAGUAUUUUUGAUUCAUAAUUAGUUUUUCAAUUAUCCUACGGGAACCUGACCAUUUACCGGGAUGAAAUGUAUCUAAGAUGUUAACACGGUAUAUAAGGUACCUACAUACCAAAUUUCAAGCAAAUCGGUCCAUUACAUUUCGAGUGAUGCGCGGUCAGACAGACAGACAGACAGACAAAAAUUUCCAAAACUAUAUUUUCGUCAUCUAUAUCAGUAACUAAGUAUAUUCCAUGAAGAAUUUAAAAAAAAUAUCCAAUGUACAAAUUUGGCCUUUCUUCAAUUUUAUUACCUAUAUGUGUUGAUGACGAUUAUGUUGUAGGUACUUAAAAAAACAUAUCUAAAAAAAUUAUAUAACAGAUUUAUUUAUUUAUUUUAUUUUAUUUUAUUUUAUUCGGAGAACAUACAGUCUUAAAUAACAAUGCAAUU